Molecule: messenger RNA, 1741 nt
Organism: Callorhinchus milii (elephant shark)
Lineage: Eukaryota; Metazoa; Chordata; Chondrichthyes; Chimaeriformes; Callorhinchidae
Gene: ciao1
Product: cytosolic iron-sulfur assembly component 1
Exons: 7
Coding region: 37-1068 (343 amino acids)
Biological process (GO): iron-sulfur cluster assembly
Cellular component (GO): cytosolic [4Fe-4S] assembly targeting complex
Molecular function (GO): protein binding
Source: RefSeq, a predicted model, not a curated record
GGAGAGGACGGCGCCUGCGCGGCCGCUGGACGCGCGAUGAAGCAGCGGCUGAAGCUGGAGGGGCGGCUCGCGGGCCACCCGGACUCGCGGGCCUGGUUCACGGCCUGGAGCCCCGCGGGGUCACUGCUCGCCUCGUGCGGCGGGGACCGGGCCGUGCGGGUCUGGGCCUCGGAGGGGACGGAGUGGGUGUGUAAGUGGGUGUUGGAGGAUGGGCACCAGCGCACUGUGAGGAAGGUGGCCUGGUCUCCCUGUGGGAACUACUUGGCCUCAGUCAGCUUCGACGCAACGACCUGUAUCUGGAGGAAGCAGGAUGGCGGCUUUGAGUGCAUUACAACGUUGGAAGGACACGAGAACGAGGUGAAGUCUGUCGCUUGGGCUCCGUCAGGCAACCUGCUGGCGACCUGCAGUCGUGACAAAAGUGUGUGGGUUUGGGAAGUGGAUGAGGAGGAUGAGUACGAGUGUGUGAGUGUGCUCAAUGCCCACACCCAGGAUGUCAAACAUGUCAUCUGGCACCCGAACGGAGAGCUGUUGGUAUCUGGGAGUUAUGACAACAGUAUUAAGCUGUACAAAGAGGAGGACGAUGACUGGGUUUGUUUCGACACACUGGAAGGACACGAGUCCACAGUGUGGAGCAUCGCGUUUGAUCAGAACGGGGAUCGAUUGGCCUCCUGCAGCGAUGACAAAACUCUGAAAAUCUGGAAAGAGUACAAGCCGGGGAACGAGCAGGGUGUAAUGUGCAAUGGCUCUAAUUCCUGCUGGAAAUGUAUCUGCACCUUGUCCGGUUACCACACCCGCACUGUCUAUGACGUUUCCUGGUGUCCGAACACCGGAGCCAUAGCAACUGCGUGCGGCGAUGAUGCGAUACGCGUCUUCGAGGAGGACCCCAACUCGGACCCCCAUCAGCCCACCUUCUCCCUCGUGGCCCACGUCCCCAAAGCACACGCCCAGGACGUCAACUGUGUGGCCUGGAACCCCAAGCAGCCCGGGCUGCUGGCUUCCUGCAGCGACGACGGGGAUAUCGCCAUCUGGAGAUACGAAGCUGAACUCGCUACCGGCUGCUCCACGUAAAGUCCCAGCCUGUGAUUCCCACAGCCGUCCGGCUGGCCAGUCACUCGCUGACCAACGCACCCUCGCAAAGCGUCCACCUCACCAGGACUGACACUGUUUGUUGCUGUAACAAUCAUAUCCUGACGCUGGUGUUGUCUAAUGUUAGCACUGACGGCACUGGAAGGCUUAAUUCAGAAUCUUAUCAACCACUGAUUUUUUAAAUUAUAAAUAUAUAUAUUAAAACAAAGGUCAGCGUAGCUCGCCUCCGACAGUCUCCUGGGGUUAUGAGCUGCAAUGCGAACCCGGUUGUUAGUCGAUUGGCGGAUCGCUUUUCCGGGGAUAAUAAUUCCUUCAGAAAAUAUUAAUAAUUUGGUCACUCAAUCCACGACUGUUUGUGGGGACGCUGUGAGCGCAAUUGGCUGCCGGGUUUCGCCCACAAAAUACAGUCAAUUCUCUUUACGGUGUAUUCUGUGAAGUUCUUUGCGACGUCUCAACAACGUGACAAGGCACUAUAUCAAAUGCAAGGAUUAUUAUUCUCUUUAUGCAGCUCAGGGAUAUCCCUGAGACGGUCAACGAUGUUGGAUAAGGAACAACUGCUGCCCCACUCGCCAGGUUUCACCCGCUCUGCUGUGUGUGUGUGUGCUGUAUUCGUCUAAAUCCAAGACAACGGCUCAAUAAAGCGCUCACUAAAUAA